AAGUGUACUACACCGCACCGCCUCGCAGGUUUUCGCUGCGGCGAAGCAACCAACCGACCAGAGAGGAACAGGAGAGGAGGAAAGGCUUACCCCACCGAAGCUCGAGUCUCUGUUCGUCGAUCGACCGCCGGCGGGGAUCUGGUCUCAUCUCGCCGCUGUCCGGACUCCAGAGUGAUUCCGUGUUCUUGAUUUCUUGGGAGGCCUCCCCCCCAAAGAUUGGGUCUUUUUUGGAGGAGCCAAAUCAGGGCUUCGCGUCGCAGUUUGGUUCAAGAUCGAGAGGAACAGCGUUGGGGGUUCUUGCUUGCCUGCUUGCACUUUCUGGAAGCUUCUGCGGUGUUCCUAGCGGCUGCUGGGCUGGGCUGGGAUUGAGUUGUGUUGAUGCGCUGCGUCUCCGGCGCCACUGCUGCGGUCGCCGGUGCCUACGGAGAUUGCGGCGGUUCAGAUCGCGGCGCCGGCCGUGGGUUGCGGUUCCACUUGCUGUGGCUGUGGUUGGGGAUCGGUGGUGGGGAGUGAGCAGAUGGAAGAAGAUUGCACUUACUGCUCUUGCCACCACUUGAAUUCUCCUUCGAUUAGAGAGUAAUAAUAGCAACCUGGUGCUUCUGAGAGCUGGAUCGAUUCGAGCAGUGGCAAAAUCGGGAGCUUUUUUGAUUUACGAGUAUUUUGUAUUUCUAGGAUUGAUUUGGGCAUCGCAGUGUGUGGCAAGAUUCAAGAUUGGAGCUACGGCGCACCGGCCUCGCAAGGUUGCCGGAGCUGGGGAUGAUAUGCUAAAGAGGGAUAUGGUGCAUGAGAAGGAGCUCGAUCAUCCAUCUGGAGAGUCUGUUGAACUGCUUUGCUGGGGAUUUAGCUUUGUGAUUGAUCUGCCAGGCACGGCACAAUGUCCAGGUGCUUUCCAUUUCCGCCGCCUGGGUAUGAGGCAAAGCCCAGGAAUGAGCAUGAGCACAAGGAUCUGCUAAAAAAGGAAAAACACAAGGACAAGAAGCACAAAAAGGAAAGAAAGGAAAGGCGAAGACGAGAAAGGAGAGAAAAGAGUAGUGAUCGCAGGAAGGAUAAGCAGAUCAAGAAACACAGUAGGGAGAAGAACAAAGAUAAGAUAAAAGACAAGGAUGGGGAUAGAUACAAAAACAAAAGUUUGGAAAAAGAAAUUCAGAAGAAAACAUGCCUUGACAAUGGAAGGCCUGAAGAAAAGGUACAAAAUGAAGUUACCAAGGGUAUUAAACCUAGACUUGAGUUAAUUACCCGAACGAUAGAUCAAGAAGAUCAUGCAAACCACAUAGGCAGCAGUACUAGCAAGUUGCUUCCUCGAAGUACCAAAAGCUUUGGUUCUCCAGGUUCUAAAGAGAAGAAAAGAUCUUUGAGCAGUGUGAUUGAGAAAUCCAGACGAGCUACACAUAUUAAUCAUGGGAUCGUAGAACAGAGUUAUAAUGUUGCCUGUGACAAUGAAAAAUGGAAGAAUGCUAACCUUGGGUCUAAAACUCGAUUACAGAAUGGGAAGAGCCUUCAAGUUGAAUCAGUCGAAAAGCAUGCCAAUAGAAAACACAGCCAUAACACAGUGGAACUAACACAAAGAAGUGCUGAAGUUACAAGUACCAUAACCACGAUUGUAUCAGGUGCAGAGAGAGCUCCAAACGAUGUAACCAUACCAAGCCCAAAUUCUUUGCAGCGAACAGAACAAGUGGACCAACAUGCAGUACUUUAUUCCCAUUUUCCUUAUAGAAACAGUGACACCAUAAGCCCCAGAGGGCUGGUUAAGAUCAAGAAUGGAAGUAAUAACGAUUUCCAUAUCACAACGAAUCAGCAAUUAUUACAGAGUAAAGACAAAGGAGUUAAGGGGAAGGGAAAGACUAAAAAGUUGAAAGCUAAUGAUCACAGGUAUAUUGAAGACAAAGAUCGAGAUCAGGUUGUAAUGAAAAGGAAGGCUAAAGACAAAAUUAAAGAGAGAGGAAAGGUGGGAAAAGUUGAUGUAAAUAAGCAGGAACACAAAGAACUGGAUUCAUUUAGGGCAAGCAAGGAUAAGAUAGAUGGUUUACUACAGUCGGGUCAACUUAAUGAGAAGUUCAUUUCUAAUGAUGUCAAGAAAAGGAAAGACGUUGAUCCUAACACUUCUCUACUUGUGGCAGAGCAUGGUAUGCGAAUGAAUAAAUUGCCAAGGAUAUCUCCUACAAUUCCUUGUGCAAGUGAUGAAAUAUUGGAGCAUUCUCAUGGAAGUAGACCUAGUUCCUCCACAGUACCUGUUGGGGCAAAUACUUCUGAGGCAGAUAGGUUUCAAGAUAGCAAGGAAUGCUGCAAUAAUGAUGUCACUGGCUCACAUCAUCUUAAGGAACCAAAAACUUCAAUUUCUUCAUCCAAUUGCGGAAGCAGCCCAGUCUCUCUGAAACCGCCUCAUCCUGAUGCCAUGUAUCUGAACCAGGUGUACUCUAUACCAGCAAUGGAUGAUUUCUCGGAGUGCAUUGAUCAAGACUGGCUGCUGUCUAGGUGUAGUGUUGACAGGAAAUCGGAGAUAUUGGAAGCUGCACAACCAUCCCAAGUCUGGGCCGAAGCACGGCUGAUCGAUUCUGCCGAUGUAGUUGCGUUGCCUUACAUUGUUCCCCUAUAAUGUGUUGCUCCAUGAUGCCGCAAUGAGAAAAAACUUCCAGAUCUUGUGCUGUGAUCUGGAGCUAGUAUGUUUGGUUUGUUGGCUGCUGGCUGUACACAUCAGGUCAUUCAACUGCUUUAGCAGGUCGGCUCUCGAUGAGAAUUCUCAUCGCACCGGAGAUAAAAGUUUAAAAGUAACAGAAUUCAGCUAUUAUAUGAUGCAAUUGUGGAAGCAAGGAAAGCUGGGAGAUCCUGAUGCUGUACAUCAAACAGCUGAGUUCUGCUCCACAAUUCAUGUGCCAUGUAAUUCUGUCACUUUUAAAUUUGAAACUCUGCUCAUUCAUACCCUUUUCUUUUGCUUGAAGAACAUCUUAGAUUGAGAUUGUUCUGCUCACUUGCCAUUUCAAAAGUAACAAUGCCUAGUUUUGCAUUUUUGUGCCAUACUUUUUCCUUCUUCCUGCAAACGUAUUGCCUGAUCAAUAAUCCCAUACA
Messenger RNA from Oryza brachyantha (malo sina), 3063 nucleotides. RefSeq names its product glutamic acid-rich protein-like. Lineage: Eukaryota; Viridiplantae; Streptophyta; Magnoliopsida; Poales; Poaceae. Bases 875 to 2593 code for a protein of 572 amino acids. The transcript is spliced from 3 exons. The record is from RefSeq and is a predicted model, not a curated record.